AAAAAAUCUCUUGGUUAUGAUCAGAACUGCGUUAAACUGCUUUCAAAAUCAUCGCAGUGUGCCAUUGAUUCCUGAUGAGGAUAGAAACUGGAAUGAAUUUGACUGCAAAUGGGGCUGGUUUCUGCAUGGCACCUGUGCAUAAAAUGACAGGUCACUUUUGUAAUCUUAGAAACCUGCGAGUAUCAUCAGACAACAGCAAAAAGUGGCCUUCGCUAUCAGUUGAAGACAAAUUUUAUCCUGCUAAUUCAGUUUUUCUUUUUACCAAUGUGUUAACUUUUUGGUUGUUCUUGGUGGCAAGCUCUUAUUUUCUCCCGUGCAAAAGUGUCAAUACUGUUGGCAGUUGUAGAGAAAGACAUGCAGAGAAAGUUUCUUCAUCUGACAGUAUUGUCUCAAAUGCAAGCAUAAAGAAUGAUGCAACUGCUGCAAGUGAUACGCUUACUAGUUCAGGGUGUUCUCGUAAAAUUUCACACAGCUAUACUGAGCUAUGCACUGAUGCUUACUACGAGAUUUCAGUUUUGGACAAAGCAUGUUACAUGAAUUCUUUACUCAGCCUUGAAGAUGAUGAAUGUGAGUGGCUCUCUGAUUUAAUGCCUUGUGGAAGUUCAUCUGGGGAGCCUUCAACUCCUCUUAGCUAUAAGUGUGACGCUUACUAUGAGAUUUCGGACUUUGAGCAAGGAAGUUUCUUUCAUUCUUUACUCAGUCUUGAUGAUGAAGAUUCUGAAUGGCUCUCAGAUUCGAAGUCUUUUGGACGUUCAUCAGAGGAACCUUCAACGCCUCUUAGCUACAAGUUUGAUGUUGCUUCUGAGAUUUCAGACUUUGAGCAAGGAAGUUACUUUCGUUCUUUACUCAGUCUUGAUGAUGAAGAUUCUGAAUGGCUCUCAGAUUCUAAGUCUUUUGGACGUUCAUCAGAUGAGCCUUCAACUCCUCUUGGCUACAACAGUGAUUCACACUAUUCGAUUUCAGAUUUUGACAAAGCAAGUUACUUGCAUUCUUUACUUAGUCUUGAAGAUGAAGACGCCGAGUGGCUCUCAGAUUCCAAGUCUUUUGGAUGUUUAUCUGAUAACCCUUCAACUCCUUUCAGCUACAAGUUUGAUGUUGCUUCUGAUAUUUCAGAUUUAGACAAAGCUGUUUACAUGCAUUCUUUACUUAAUCUAGUAAAUGAAGACUCUGAAUGUUCAUCCGAGAAUCCUUCAACUCCUUUUAACUGCAAGAUUGAUUUAGCUUCAGAGAUUUCCGAUUUGGACAAAGCAAGGUACUUGCCUUCCGCACUCAUUUUUGAACAUGAUGACUCUGAGUGGCUCUCAGAGUCAAAGCCGUAUGCAUGUUCAUCAGAAAACCUUUCAACUCCUCUCACCAACAAGAGUAAUGCUUUCUCUGAGAUUUCAGAUUUGGACAGAGAAAGUUACAUACAUUCUUUACUCAAUUCUGAAGAUGAAGACUUCGAGUGGUUCUCCAAUUCAAAGUCUUUUGAAUAUUCAUCUGAGAACCCUUCAACUCCUCUUAGAUACAAGAGCGAAAUUUCACAUUUGGACAAAGCAGGUUACUUGCAUUCCUUACUAAGUCUUGAAGAUGACGACUCUGAGUGGCUCUCAGAUUCAAAGCCUCAUGCAUGUUCAUCUGAGAACCUUUCAACACCUCUUAGCUACAGGAGUGACGCUUUCUCUGAGAUUUCAGAUUUGGACAAAGCAAGUUACAUGCAUUCGCUACUCAAUCUUGAAGGUGAAGAGUCCAAGUGGCUCUCAUAUUCGAUAUCUUUUGAAUGCUCAUCUGAGAACCCUUCAACUCCUCUUAGCUACGAGUUUGAUGCUGUUUCUGAUAUUUCAGAUUUGGACAAAGAAUGCCACUUGAACUCUUUACUCAUUCUUGAAGAUGAAAACUCCGACCGGCUCUUAGAUUAUAAUUCAUAUUGCGGAUGUUCAUCUGAGAAUUCAACUCCUCUUAGCUCCAAGUGCGAUUCUUACUAUGAUGUUUCAGAUUUGGACAAAGCAAGUUACUUGGAUUCCUUACUCAUUCUUGAAGAUGAAGACUCUGAGUGGCUCUCAGAUUCAACUAGUUGGGACAUUACAGUUCCUUCUUCAGUCUCUACCGGUAUUUUUUUCCCAGCAGUAAACUUUGGCAACUCAGAAGAUAGCAUUUCAGUGGAGAAUCUACUAGAAACCGCAGGAGUAGAUGCUGAUGAACCACUGUUUUGGCCAUUGGAAGGGAAACUCGCAUGGAAUUCUGAGGAACCCUGGAGCUCAUUUUGUACCUCCCCGAGGAGAAGGUUGGCAUUGAACUCUACACCAACCACUUCAAAGAUAAAGGAAUGUAAUAAACAAAAAGGCGAUGAGGCUCCAUGCAGAGUGAACUGUGAAACUUCAAGGUUAAGCAUGUGGCUUAAAAGUUCAGCAAAGAUAGUACCACUAGAGUAUGAGGAAUUCGAAUCAGCAAAGGACUUUCUUUUGGUGGGAAAGGAGAAUUUGAGUACCAUUGAGACAUUGGUGGGGCUCAAGGAAUUCGAUGGACAUGAGGGGUUUGAUUCUGAAUUCAAUGAUGCUUUUAUGCUACGCGUGUAAUAUCUCCAAUAAUUCCUAACCUUGUGAAGAACAACUGCAACUUACUACAGUAAAUCCUCGUAUCAGAAUACUUACUUAGGCUGUUAACCCACUUACCUGUUUAUAUGAUCUAAUGUUUUUCUGUGUCUUAAUCAAAUAUGUAUUAUCCUAAUUGAAUAGAACAGGUAAUUAGGCACGGUUGUACAUAUAGGUCACAUCAUGUUCCAGCAGAAAUAGUUAGGUUAUUGGCUAAACUUUUGACUAUGCUUAUGUUUAUGCUUAUUUUCACAGUUUCUUCAUUUUGUUUUUGUUUGGUAUCU
Vigna angularis (adzuki bean) is the source of this 2854-nucleotide messenger RNA. RefSeq lists its product as uncharacterized. NCBI's taxonomy places the organism in Eukaryota, Viridiplantae, Streptophyta, Magnoliopsida, Fabales, Fabaceae. The transcript has 2 exons. The record is from RefSeq and is a predicted model, not a curated record. Bases 75 to 2555 code for a protein of 826 amino acids.